Molecule: messenger RNA, 1115 nt
Organism: Alternaria rosae
Lineage: Eukaryota; Fungi; Ascomycota; Dothideomycetes; Pleosporales; Pleosporaceae
Exons: 1
Coding region: 417-1094 (225 amino acids)
Source: RefSeq, a predicted model, not a curated record
GUGCUGGAGGGGCUCAGGAUGGUGGUGGAGAGCGGCUAGGCGCGUGCGCGCAAGGCUUGCCGACAAGGGGACUAGGCCGCUGUCCAGCGGUUCCAAACAGCCUUGACACCUCCAACCUUCAUUUGACGCGUGGACUAAUAAUAAGGAAUUACCGACGCGAAGCCAAUGACAGGUGGAAUGGAUUCGAUCAAAGGUCGGCAACAGCGUGUAUGCGAGGAGUGCGGCCAAAGUGUUGCGGCGUAGACGAUGAUCCCAUGCCCGUACCUUCAGGUCGGGAAGAUGCCACGAGACAGGAUGCGAGGCGGGUUGUUGAGUGUUUCCGCAAGCGCUGAGGUUGCUCUUUUUAUGACUGGCUCCAAGCUAUGUUUCAUCUCCUACUCCCAAUGUGAAGGGUCCCUAUUCGGGCGGCCUAGUCUAUGCGCUGGUUGGUGUCUGCGUCUACAUUGCCGCCGGCGACUGCUCGACUGACGUUGGCUCGCAUGCGAGUACAGCUCCAACCGCAGCGGAAUCCCUUGAAAUCGAUAGUUUCUCGAGGUAACAACAACUCCUCUAGGGCUUAUUCUGAUGACGGGGACGCUAUGCAGGCUCGAAUACAUCCUUCGACUCUCCAUCCUUGUGCGCACGCGAGGGAAAGCCCUGAGGGUCUACCCCUCCACCUAAUUGAACCUGUCAAUGGCGUUUGGUGCGCAGCUUGGCUGACGUUAGACUAUCCCACUGGCUCAAGAACUACAAGCAACAUGCGAUCGGAGCUAGAGACUCAUACACCCGCCACCAACAUCUUCGUGCCUGGUGCAUCGUGGUCUGCACUGAAGAUGCCGUCCACGCGACCCGGCACUCAUCCUGCACCCAACAACCUUGCCGUUGAUACCUCAAAUUCUGCUCAUCUUAGCACCAUCACCAUCACCAUCACCAUCCUCCGUUCCAAGAACCGCCGCAUCAACCCAUCUUCGGAAAAGUGCCAUCUCAACACGGGUGCCGGCGCUUGUGUUGGCUAUCGACGCCAAUGGAGCUAUCCGCAACUGCAUGAAGCUCUAGUGGGGCCCACAAGAGGAGCGACCAGCAGAGCCCCCCAGGGCCGCUGCAUGAAGACCUAAGUAUAGCAACAUCACCAUUCC